Contarinia nasturtii (swede midge) is the source of this 1982-nucleotide messenger RNA. RefSeq lists its product as uncharacterized. The transcript has 3 exons. Gene Ontology annotation, molecular function: protein binding. Bases 193 to 1710 code for a protein of 505 amino acids. Gene Ontology annotation, cellular component: cytosol. Lineage: Eukaryota; Metazoa; Arthropoda; Insecta; Diptera; Cecidomyiidae. The record is from RefSeq and is a predicted model, not a curated record. Gene Ontology annotation, biological process: neurogenesis.
AUAUCGGCAUCAUAUCCCGAGCGUACAUGAGCUUAGAAGUACCGCAAGUGUUUUCGUCAUUUAACAAUAGCCCAUUUUUUUUGUAUUUUUCUUGAAAAUUCGACCGGAACCAGAUAAAAACCUGAUAAUUCUGUGCAAAAAUCAUCGUUGACGGACUUGUGAAAUUGGAAAUUUACGAGAAAAAUUUGAGCAAUGCAACCAAAUCGAACCAAUAAACCAUCGUCGGAUCGUCGUAAUAAGCAGACUGACCGAUUGGAUCGAUUGAACGGUGAAAUGGAAAAUCGUCAGUGUGUCCAAAUAUUGAAAAAGUUGUACCUAAACAACGAAACAGCCGACAUAUUCUUUGUGUUCAGCACCGGUGACAAUGAAUCGGAACGUGUGCCGGCACAUAAACUGAUACUGUCUGCGGGCAGUGAAGGUUUUAAUAAUUUGUUUGCCACUGCCGAAGAUGGUCAAAUCGAAUUCAAGCUCGACGACACCACAACCGCGGCGUUCAAAGAAUACUUACAGUUUUUCUAUAUGCCGAAGGUUAAACUAACCUUCGAAAACUUUGCUGUGGUGCUACGAUUGGCCAAAGACUACGGGAACGAGGAUUUUCUAACCAUAUGCAGCCAUUAUUUGGACCAUAAAUUGACUGCUGAAAAUAUCAUCUGGGGCUAUGGUUUGGCCAUUCGUUAUGAUCGUGCCAUUUUGAAGAAGAACUGUGAACGACGUAUCACCGAAUCGGCAACUGAUGUUCUCAAAUCGAAAAGUUUCCUCGAAUGUGAUCGCGAUGUGCUGAAACACAUUUUACAAAUCGAUGCAUUGAAAUGCUACGAAUCACAGGUGUUGACUGGGUGUUUGAUGUGGGCCAAAGCGUCGGCCGUCCAGAAGAAUUUGGACAGCACCGAUACCCAUGUGCUACGGGCCGAAUUGGGCGAUUUAUUGUUUGAAAUUCGCUUUAAAUCGAUGACCAUGGAAUGUUUUACGUUGAUUGUUGGUUCGUAUGGUGGUUUUUUCUCGGGUCCGGAACUGGAAGAAAUCAUUCAGAUGAUCACGUUGAGUGACUACAAAUCGGAAAAAUUUAACAGCAAACUUCGUUUGAUGGGUAUUCCAGCCAAUGGCGAUGCAAAUGUUGCGGGUAACAGUGGUGCUUCUAUCGGUGGAAGCGUUGUUGGUGGUGGUGGCGGCGGUGUUUCCACCGUAACCAGUACUAAGAACCGUAGCGGCAGUAAUGAACGCAACAAACACGAUCUAUUGCACUGCAAUCGAAUUGUACAAAAGUCCGUGACGCGCUACAACAUCCCAAAGGUUGAAAAAACCCAAUUCGAGGCAAAUUAUCCUCUCUUGCUUCAUUCGUUCAACUGUGCCCAAGUGUACAGUGUCAAUGAUAACGAGAUUAAAAUCCUCAUUCCAACAUCGGUAACCAUCGAAGAAACAAAAGCCAACCAAACCGAACUCAUUUUUUCUACAAAUACAACACUCUCGUCGGUUGAAGAAAGUCAUGUGCCAUUAUGCUGUCCAAUUCGUAUUGAACCAAAUCGUGUGUACACAAUCACAUUGGAAUUGAGCGGUGACGUUGCACAUGCCGACAUUUACACACAAACCGAACUAAGAAAGUUCACCGAAUUGAAGAACGGCACCAAAGUACGAUUCAUUCCAGACCCGGAUAAAGGGUUCGACACCACCAAAGUUGGACUGGUACAACGUCUAGUAUUCAAGCGCACCUAGAUUGCCACAACAUUUUUUUGAUUUGACGAACAUCACCUUUUUCAUCACAAUUAAUCAUUUUUCUUUUUCUUAUAUAUUUUUUCCUAUCCUAAAAAAAAGACAAACCUUUGUCGAAAUAUUUUCAAUAAUGACCAAUCAUAGAGAAUUUAUGUUCAAUAAGACAAAUUAAAUAAUAUUGACAUAAAAAAAUAUAAUUAAAAAAAGCAUAAAAAUUCAUAUCGAAGAACAAUGAAGUUCAUAAAACCAUAAACAUAAGCAAUGAAGCUUAAAUU